CCCAGAGGUUUAAGUGGGGGUUUGCUUGUAUUAUGGAGCAGGGAUGUUGUUAUUAAGCAUAUUAUUAGCAAUCAUUUCUGUAUUCAAUUAGAAGUGGAUAAUAUAGGUGUGAGUGGUUCUUUUUGGGUUGUUUUUAUUUAUGCUAGUUCUGAUAAGAAUGAGAGAAUCCAACAAUGGAAUUUUCUUGAAUCUGCUAGAU
Molecule: messenger RNA, 199 nt
Organism: Striga hermonthica
Lineage: Eukaryota; Viridiplantae; Streptophyta; Magnoliopsida; Lamiales; Orobanchaceae
Source: the annotation of a GenBank genome assembly